GAAGCCCGGGGCGCGGGAAAAGCGAGGCGACGGGCCGGCCGAGGCGGGUGUGGCCGAGGCGCCGAGGCCGAGGAGGAAGAGCCGCCUCUCUGAGGAGGAGCCGCCGGCGGGGAGGGACCCCGAUGAGGACCGGGUGAUACACCGAGCCCACUGCGGCCGCCCACGCGGAAGGAGAAUCCAGGACGGUGAAAGUGGAAAGAACGCUUGGAAGGAGAGUGUGGUAGAGAAUAGGACUACAAAAGCAAAUAUGGAAGAAGAGAAGAGCAAGGAACUCACUUGUGUGGAGAAGGAUAUGGACUUACUGCUGGAGUGCAUUAAGCAGGAACUAAACUCAUACAACGCUCCUGCUAUAAAGACUGCUUUGUUCUCAGUUGUUUCAAUUUGUCAAGAAAACAGCCGUGCAAGUGUCUACUUUCAAGAUAUUGGUGGUUUGAAGUUGGUACGUGAUCUUGCAAUGUCAGAUGCACCCAGCUCAUUAAAAGAAGUUGCUCUGUAUACUGUAGGAUCUCUAGCCAAAUUUAAUGUCCUCUGUCAGCAAAGUCUCUGUACUCCUGAAUUGUUUGACGAAAUGAUGACGUUCAUAGUUGAUGAAAAGUCCAGCGUGAAUUUACAAACAGUGUCUGUCUCCGUUCUAUUGGCUGUGGUUUCAAAGAACAGGGCUGGACAAAUGCUUCUGAGAGAAAUGGGCUGUAUUCCUGUUCUGAAAAAGUUAUUCAGAGAAACUCUCACAGAAUCUGAAAUUGACUCCUCGAUCCAAAGCUGUCAGGAGAAAUAUUCCCUGUGGUAUGCAGUGUGCAAUGCUCUGACUGCAGCUGUCAAUAAUCCUCCAAAUGAGGAAAAUCAGAAGAUUUGCAGUUCCAUUUUGCUGUGUGCACAGACCUUGUUAGAAGCACAAAUCAAGCCUGACGUAGUUCAUCCCCUUAGCUUAUUUAUUGGCCUCGUAAUGGCAGGGAACCCACCAGUUCAGGAAUUCUUCAUAUCUAUUGGUGGAUUGGAUGGUUUGGCUGACAUUUUUACCAAGCUGGUCAGCAAUUCAAGAGAGAGUAUUCCUAGUGCUAAGAUGGCAGUAGCGGUGACAAAUACCCUGGGUGUCUGCAUUGCCCAUAACCCUCCUGGUAGUAGAAUUCUAGCGAAGCAUGACGUUGUGCCCAAACUUUUGACUUUGCUGUUCCUGGAGAGUCUGGAUUCUGGAGAGAAAACAAAUGUUCUGGUUACUCUUGGGCAUUGCAUCGAGUCGUGUGAGCAAAAUCUGAAUCGCCUUCUCCAGAGCAAUGGCCUGAAAUUUAUCAUCGAAUCCUUAGCUGAGUCUCAUUACGAGAUUUUAAGCAACAUCGUUUUUAUUGUGCUGCACAACUGUAAAGUUUUGGCUGAGAAUUUACUCGAUAAGCUUCUGGCAUUCAUUCCGCAAGACGCUCCUGAAAAAGAACAACAAAGAAAAGCUCUUGGCUGCUUGAAGAAAACAGAAAACACCCUGCUUAAGGAACAAUUUAAAAGAGAAGAAGAUGAGGAACAAGGCCCUAAAACAGGAGUUGUUGGAGAUUCCUUGCUGGAAGGCAGUGACCAAGAAAAGGACCUUCCAAAGCAGCAUCCUGAGUUAGGUGCUCAGAUUUACCACCCACCUGCAGACGACGAGGUCAAGAGUCAGUCAGAGAGGCCUGAAGGGGAUCCCGCAAGUACUCUUACUAGCGAGCGGGAACCAGUUGGAAGCGAACCUGUGGAGCAUCCUGCUCCCGCAGUUGAAAAGUCGAGCGCAGCAGCCACCAAAACAAGAGCAACCCGAAAAUCCCUAAAGAAGGUGCAGAAGAAAAAGUAGCCACCAUCUUGACCACAGUAAAGAAACCGGGAAACCACUGGAAUUCAACUUCAUGGUUUUACCCAGGAAGAAAGACUGCAGUGGCUCUGGAUCAUAAACACUACGCAUUAGAGAAAUUGAGUGAUAUGUAAUUCCUGAAACCGUUUUUAUGUAGAGAUUUUUUAAAAGUAUAACUCUUAUCCAUUUUAGGCAGUUCUCUUUUAAGCAAGUUUUGCCUUGCCGAUCCAGGGUGGUUUCACUGCAUAAUAUUCAAAUUGGGGAUGGUGAUAUUGUUUCUGAAAAAGUCUUGUAGUUGCAGGAGUUCUGGAGACCAUUGUUUAGCUUGCUCAAGAAACAUGCCGAAAAGGAAGAAACAGGAGUACUUACUGCUUUUAUCUGUUUUCAAAUAUGCCCUUUGUUUUUCCCAAGACAAAUGAUUAACAGGGGCAUAGGUCACUAAAUGUUUAAAUAGGAUUUUUGAUGUUUUCAUUGAAUUUGAUUAUUAAAAAGUGUUCUUAGUGAAUCACAUAAUUUGUGGGAUGUUAAGAUGUCAUUCUGCCUAAGUCUUUGAGAACCAAACUUACCACUGAGGAAGAAGUUAUGGAGCCCAUUGUUCAAACGCAUUUGCAUCACUUCUGGCCUGAUGGGCAGAAGAGAAUGUAAGGCACUUUUGAUCAAUGUGUACUUUAAGUAAGUUAGAUGAGAUGUCAUUAAUAAAUUAAAAGGUUUUUUUCCUCCAGAAAA
Messenger RNA from Ornithorhynchus anatinus (platypus), 2536 nucleotides. Its product is annotated as telomere repeats-binding bouquet formation protein 1-like. NCBI's taxonomy places the organism in Eukaryota, Metazoa, Chordata, Mammalia, Monotremata, Ornithorhynchidae. Gene Ontology annotation, biological process: meiotic attachment of telomere to nuclear envelope; homologous chromosome pairing at meiosis. The transcript has 16 exons. Bases 248 to 1813 code for a protein of 521 amino acids. The record is from RefSeq and is a predicted model, not a curated record.